AUGAAGGAGGUCCCAGGCGGAGGGUUCUCGGUUGAACGUGGACCCGCAUCGGACAGUCCUUGCACUUUGAAACCCACGCCCACCGUGACGUAAAGCACCGCCCACCGGGCGAAAUGACGUGAAAAGAAUGUGUCCCAUCUCACCCCCGCUCCACCCACCACUGACGCCCUCCUGUUACACAAGGAGAGGAUUAUAUUAAUGCAUUCGUUUACGAACCGGCUGCCACCCCGGUGUGAGCCAGGUGCCAAAUUAUGAACGACGGCGAAAUCGGCUCAAAACAAAAGUGACGUAGUAAUGAGUAGGAUUCUGUGUUUUCAAAUGCAGAAGUGAUUGCUUUUGAUACAAAAUACUUUAUCUGAAUUCCCAAUGAAAACUACUUUGAAAAUUCGAACAUAUACUUGUAUUUUAUGGAAAAUAGAUGUAUGUUUCUGAACUACGCAUCAUGCUGUCGUGUUGUCAACAUGACCGAGCGGCGCAGAUUACUGUUCGAUUUGAGAUUAUUAGAAAGGCGCUCCUCCCUUACUGCUGUUGCCCGUUCAUGUCACGGAGACCUUAGCCCGGUGCACUUAAUCGAACUCCCUCAAGAUUGACGGGCACUAUCUCUGCAAAGUUUGUGUGACAACCUCGAUGGUCUAUUCCGACAAUUGUCAAGAAUUGUGAUUACGCCAGACAGGUAGGCUACAGCGAUCACGAACAUGGCCAUCAAUCAAUAUUAUAGAAAAUUGCUUGCCAAAUCCGAAUUAAGUUACACUCCAAAGACUAAGCGACUGAGGAAUGUGUGUUCAUUUGGGUGUAUGUUUUCCUCAAUUAUUACUAUAGGCCUAUAGUCAGUGGUGGAAAAACUAUCCAAUAGUCAUACUUGAGUUAAAGUAAAGAUACCUUAAUGGAACAUGACUCAAGUAAAAGUCACCCAGUAAAAUACUAGUAAAAGUAUAAAUCAUUUCAAAUUCCUUAUAUUAAGCAAACCACACUUCACCAUUUUCUCUUUUUUAAAUUUAAUUUAAGGAUAGCCAGGGGCGCACUUCACAACUCAGACAUCUUUACAAAUGAAGCAUUUGUGUUUAGUGAGUCCACCAGAUCAGAGGCAGUAGGGAUAACCAGGGAUGUUCUCUUGAUAAGUACGUGAAUUUGACAAUUUUCCUGUCUUGCUAAGCAUUCAAAAUGUAAUGAGUACUUUUGAGUGUCAGGGAAAAUGUAUGUUGUAAAAAGUACAUUAUUUUCUUUAGGAAUGUAAUGAAGUAAAAGUAAAAGUUGUCAAAAAUAGAAAUAAUAAGCUACAGAUACCCCCAGAAACUAUAUGUGUUUAAACCUAUUCCUAUUAGAGAAGUAUGCUAAACAGAAAUUGUAGGAUAGGCUAGAUUAAGCCUGUAGUGUAGUAUAGAUCUUUACCCUCCCCACGUCACUGUAAUGCCAGCCUGGCAGGUAAACCUAGCUUUUCAAUAGCCUAUUCCCUGCAUUCUAAAUGUAAAUAUGACAGGGCAUGUCUUCCAAAAAUGUCUACAAGGUUAGGUAGGCAAUGGUUAGCCUACUACAAGUCUACAGUGUUAGGCAAAUAUUAGACAUUUAUAAAGAAGUGUACUUAAAUAGUAUAGAAUAGUUUAUUCAUGUACUUAAAAUCCCAACUUUGACCAACAGGCUUCAUCCUCCCAAUUUAAAUCAGUUUCUAUUUAUGUGCAUUAGUUAGGCUACAGGUUAAAUGAAUGAGAAAACAUGGUUGCCCUGUGGUCACUAUGAGAUCCUGAUUGUGUAUUUUGUUUUCUUCUAGGUUACACAAAAUAGCUAGGGCCAUGCCUUUAUUUCAUCCAACACUUCUGUUGGUUCUGGUAAGCUUCCAAGCCUGCUCUACACACAGCCAGGAGGCUGCCUCCAACAUGGCCCCACCAGAGGCCAUUGAGUAUAACAGAACCGUCUAUGCAGUCUGCAAAAUGAGACCCAGCACCAAGCUAGGCGAAGGUCUAACUAAGGUGUACGGACAGGUGCUGUUCAAGCAGGAAUACCCUGAGGGAACCCUCAAAGUCCUCUUUCUUCUCCAUGGUUUCCCCAGUCAGAGUGAUCAUCAGCCAAAAGCUGUCCACAUCCACCAGUACGGGGAUUUCAGCGAGGGCUGCGAUUCCACAGGCGGUCAUUACAACCCUUACAGGGUCCCCCAUCCCCGCCACCCAGGAGACUUUGGGAACUUUGUGGCCCACCAGGGGAGGGUUCACAAGUUGACUGAAUCGGAGGCCACUCUGUUCGGGGGGCCGUCGGUGCUGGGGCGGGCGGUGGUGGUCCAUGAGAAGGCAGACGACCUAGGCCAGGGUGGUGAUGCAGGGAGCCUGCUACAUGGUAAUGCUGGGCGGAGGCUGGCGUGCUGCGCCAUCGGGAUGAGCAGUCCCAAACUGUGGGAUAAGCACCAUCAUCGACAGCAGAGAAGAAGGGGAUGAGAAUCGUAGUUUAUUCUUCUCUUUUCUUUUUUCUGAGCUCACCACCUUUCAUCAGAGGACAACUUAAUUUCAAAGCUUUAUUUUUUCCAGUUCUAAAUUACAAAAAGGUUUCCUUCUCCUUUAAAGUCAUGUUUAUCUUUUAUUUUAAGGGAUAGGACCGGUUUACCAAAGCUGAUAGCAAUUAAUGUAUCUUGUAUUAAAAAUAACUUUUAAAGACCUUUAUUGAAAUUCCAAGAGUG
This is a messenger RNA of Coregonus sp. 'balchen', 2662 nucleotides long. NCBI's taxonomy places the organism in Eukaryota, Metazoa, Chordata, Actinopteri, Salmoniformes, Salmonidae. The record is from the annotation of a GenBank genome assembly.